UGCCGGAUCCAUUAUCUUCUUUCUUAUUGCCAAAAAUAAGUCACCCUUAUGACGCUUAGAUUAUUAUAUUAAAAAAUGAAAGGAAAAAUAAGGAAAAAAACAAAAAGGAGCAAUUAUACCAUUCUAUACAAUAGUCAUAGAUUGCAACCAGUGUCAUAGAUAGGAACCAGAGUCAUAGAAGGAAGGAGCAAGUGAUGCAAAUGGCUUUUCCUAUCUAAAAAACAAAUAAAAAAAAAAAAGAAAACAAUAAAAAAAAGAGAAAAAAAAAAAAAAAACUCUUUUUGACGAUUCUGAAAAUUGUGAAGGAAUUUUUUGAAUUUAGGAAAAUGGUGGAAUUUAGAUCGAAAUGGAAAGUGAAAGCGAUCGUGGUGAUAAUAAUUACAUCGGUGCUGUUUCCGUGCGUUUCUGCCUCGACUUACAUGGUUGGUAAAGAGACCGGCUGGAACCUCAUAUCCAAUCUCCACGACUGGGCUGCAGCGAACCCUUUCACCGCCGGCGACUUCUUAGUGUUCUUGUACAACCAGUCGGCCAACGAUGUAUUGGAAGUGCAGCACUUGGAUUACCUUAACUGUAACGCCGCGCAGCCGAUCCGUACGUACAACAGCGGAAAGACGGUGAUCAAACUGACUCAACCAGGACCCAUGUACUUCAUAUGCAGCAGAGGAGAUCACUGUAAAAGGGGCCUCAGACUCCAGAUCGAAGUACAACCUCAGCUCUCUUACGACAACAUCAAUGGCAUUACGACUCCUACUACUAUAAGCCUCUCCUCUUCCCCUGCCACUUCCCCACCAAGCGAUGCGACCAGUGCACAUCCUCGUUAUGGAGCUGGAGAGGUGGGGAAAAGCUUGUACCUCGGGUAUGUCCUGGUGAUCAUAGUCCUGGUGAUGCUGGUCUUAUGUUGUCCAACGGUUUCCUUCUAAUGCAUACCCUUUUUCCUCACUUUUUGAUCAAGCGCAAUUAAGCUUUUUUCGUUUGAAAUAGACCAUAUGGCUCUCUCCGUUUCUCUGUAUAUAUGAGUAUGGUCAGGUAAUGUACAAGAAAUUGCCAACUAAACAAGAUGUACAGACAAGUAUGGUGUAGAUAUAAGGGAUUUUCAUAAAUUUAAGAUACAGAUCGAUGGACAAUACCAUUAUGAAUUAAAGAAUGCAGAAUUUAUUUAUCA
Messenger RNA from Ziziphus jujuba (common jujube), 1162 nucleotides. Its product is annotated as mavicyanin-like. Gene Ontology annotation, cellular component: plasma membrane. The record is from RefSeq and is a predicted model, not a curated record. The coding region runs from base 327 to 920 and encodes 197 amino acids. The transcript has 2 exons. Lineage: Eukaryota; Viridiplantae; Streptophyta; Magnoliopsida; Rosales; Rhamnaceae. Gene Ontology annotation, molecular function: electron transfer activity.